AUGCCGAAAAUAUUUCUGAUAACUGAAUGUAUUGCAUUAUUUGCAGCCGCGUUGUCAACAAUUAUAAAUGCAUUCAUAAUAUUCGUAUUUUUCACGUAAGUUUUGAAAAAUACGAAUUUUUGAAGAAAGAAAAAUGACAAUUUUACGGAGAACAUCGGUAGGAGUUUGAAACCAGAAAGCAUUUAUGAACUUCAAUUUUUGAAGAAAUAAUCACAACUUAAAUAAAGUUCAAAUCAGUUCAAAAAUUGUACAAAACACUUUUCAGAAAACGCAUAUCCACCGCGGAAAAUCUUCGACUCCCUCUCUACCUUGCAAUUGGUGAUAUUGGUUAUGCAAUUGCCUCUCUUAUCCACGUCGGAUAUUUAGCCUAUAUGUGGAAUGACACUUAUUUCGAUUAUAGCCCUGAAUUCAUCAUUUAUACAAACUCUUUUCUUCCGGCGCAUCUUAAAAUCGUUGUAGUUGUUAGUUUGGGAAUGGCAUUCGACCGAGUUUUGGCCAUUUAUUGGCCAGUUUUUUAUCGUCAGACAAGUCGAACAACUUACGCUAACUUGGUUUUCGUGCUCGGUUUUGUUUGGUUCCAAUUUGAUUAUUGGUUUCAAAUGUUAACUCCGGAUUUUGUCCACCAUCCGAAUUGUCCAACAAUGGCGUGUUUUGUCAACAAAAAGUUUUUGAUUUAUGUCAGUUAUUCGAAUACGGUCAGUCCUUUUUUCUCUUCAUCUCCAAAGCCUGCGAUAACAACUUUCAAUGUUUUGUUGUAGAUCUGUGGAAUUCUAAUAGUUAUUAUGAGUAUAUUUGUGUUCAUUGGUCUCCAUAAAAUCUCUCGAAAAAAAUCGAGUUCCAACACACAAUCAUCUACAAAAGCUGUGAAUAUUUUUCAACAAGCCAAUCGAAUUACUGUUGGAAUAUUAUUUGCUUCUCUAUUUUUCGUCACAAUUCCAUCACUUUUAGUCACUUUAUAUGAGGAAAUUACGGGUGUUUCUUUAUUUGCCGAAUUGGGCCCGUUUUAUAUUGCGGCGAUUCUGGUGAAUGGUAGGUUGGAGAACUACACAAUUCAAUUGCAAAAAUUAUUAGCUAGAAAAAAUAUGUGUUUUCUCACGCACAAGUUUUUCGCGCAGCAGAAAUCACUAUUUUCGGUGAUUUGAUUAUUUAGAAAACUUCCGGCUAAUUCCGUCAUAGAAAGUCAGAAAAAAAAAUGACAAACGAAAAUUUAUAAGAUAAAAACGUGAAAUAUGACGUGGCAAUUUAAAAAAGGAUUUCAGAAAUGAAAAACAAUUUCCAGGCGUUGCUGAUGGUCUCGUUUUCCUAAUUCUCAACAUCAAACACAUCGGUUUCAAAACACAAAGUCGUUCAAACACUUUGGUGAGCCUGGCGGCUCCAAGUCGUCUCCCAACCGAAAAUUCGAAAAAACAAACUUUUGAUGCAUGAAAAACCCUAGCAUGGUGUGUUCUAUUAUUUUUAGAUUAAAAGAGUGUUGUGUUAUUAAUUUCAGAAUUUCAAAACGUCAAUGGAAAAAAAAAAACACAAACAUUUUCAGAAUCCAACAACUGGAAAGGAAAUUGCGGCGAUGUCGAUUUACGAGAAAACAAAAAUUAUAAAUGUACAAUGA
Messenger RNA from Caenorhabditis angaria, 1606 nucleotides. NCBI's taxonomy places the organism in Eukaryota, Metazoa, Nematoda, Chromadorea, Rhabditida, Rhabditidae. The record is from the annotation of a GenBank genome assembly.